UAGAAAUGGAAGAAGAGAGAAAAUUAGAAGAAGUCGUUGGUGAGAAGAAAAACGAGAGAAUACAAGUAGCCGUCCGUUGACGACCAUUUUUAAAGAACGAUAUUUAACAGAGGGGAUCUAGGCCAACUCUCAAGUAGAUGGGAGCCUAAAGGAGAAAGAGGGGCCACCACUGUGUUCUGAGACCCAGAGAAAAAUACAAUCAAAGUGUCAGAUUUGACACAUGUUGUUGAAAGCCGAUAUGAUAAAAUAUUCGACCAAGAUUCUACACAACAUGAGGUGUUUGAUUUCAUGAAACCUGGGCUAAAUGACCUUCUUACAGGAAUAAAUUGAACUGUAUUUGCGUAUGGACAGACUGGCUCAGGGAAAACUCACACCAUGUUCGGCCCAAAGUGGGAGGAAUCUGUUGCUAGUCGUCUCUCUGGAGGGAUGAAGAAUGACUUCUUUAGUAAUAUUGACAACCACGGGAUUAUUCCUCGAACUAUCUCUCAUUUAUUUAGCACUGUGGACAUGAAAAAGCAUACGUUGUAUUGCUCUUUUAUUCAAAUUUAUAAUGAGAAGCUGUACGAUUUGUUGCAAGAUCCUGAAAUCGAGCAUCCUCUAGAUAUCAGAGAAGACAAAAAUGCAGGCAUUUUUGUUGAGGGUCUCACUGAGUAUGUCGUUGAGAAGGAUCGAGACUGCUUUAUCCUCCUUAAAAGAGGAGAAAGGAACAGAGUUACAAGGUCUACAUUUAUGAACGCUGCUUCCAGUCGUAGCCAUUCAAUAUUCCAGCUACUUCUGGAAUCGAAUAAAAUGGAUUCAGAUGGAAUGCUAAUGAGAGCUAAGUUAAAUCUAUGUGAUCUUGCUGGAUCAGAGAAGAUCAAUAAGGAAGAAAUAAUGAAUGAGCAACAUUUUGAGGAGUUGAAGACUAUUAAUCUAUCUCUAACUACACUGGGGAAGGUUAUAUCAGUUUUAGGUAAAAAGCAAUCUAAGAAGCAUAUUCCUUAUAGAGACUCUAAAAUCACGAGAUUUUUACAAGAUUCUCUCGGAGGUAGAACCAAAACCUUCCUCGUCGCAGCUGUGUCUCCUGGUGAGGACUGUGUUGAGGAGACUAUCAGCACACUCAAAUUUGCUGAUAGGGCCAAACAGGUCAUGGUGAGAGCGAAAGCGAAUACUUUUAAAGGUUCCGAUGAUGCUCUUGUGAAGAGACUUCAAAAGGAAAUCCUACACCUGAGAGAUAUUCUCAACAUUCGAAGGAAAGGAGGCCAAGGAGAGCUAGCAGAGCAGUUGAUGCAACUCAAGCAGGAGAAUUCAUUAUUGAAGGAGAGAAAUAUAGAUUUUAAAGAUGUAGAAAAACUUAUGCAAGAGAAUAAAUAUAUGAAAUUAGAGCUGCAGAAAUUUAUGUCAAAUACCAACACUAGUCAAAAUUUUAAUCAGAAUAAGAAUGAAGGAGAAGAUCCAACUGAUAAUGUAGGUUUUACUCAAUAUAAUACUCACCAACAAUGGAACGAGGAUGAAGAAGCUAAACCUUUGAGUAAUGGGAUAAGCCAUACCAAAAAGCCUUUAAAAAUGCAGCUUGAUCAAUCAGAUGCGAUAGGAAAGGAAAACAACAAUAACUUCGAGCAAUAUAGAUACUCUAGAUCUUCGUUUAGGCAAGGAAAUCAUUUCAGUCCCAGAGAAACUACAAACUCUGGGAAUGAUAUGUUCCCUAGCUUAGUCCCUAACGCACCGUUAUCAAAAAUGCUCGAAAAUAAAUUGACACCAAAGAAAUCACGUUCUAAUAACUCAACUAAUUUUAGUAACUUCCAGAUGGGGUCUGCUCACUUAAAGGAUCAUUUAUCAAAGAAAGGACGUUGUCCUCUUUGAACUUUGCCCCUGCCAUGCAAGCAUUAUAAUGAUAUCUCGGAACUUCCAAAAUUGCCUCCUUCAAAGUACGACUAUACUGUUCCAAAAGUGUCUGAAUCGAUGCCUCCAAUUUCAAAUACGAUGCGAGGCUCUACUCUGGAGAACCAGCAUUUUUCUGGGAAGGGUUCAGACAUGAGAACGACCUCUCCAGUAGGAAUCCCUGACAUAUUCAACCCCCAGUCGUACCCGCCUGGAGCGUUCUCUUCGAGGAGUAGUCAAAAAGUGUCUUCCUUCUUAAACACGCAGAUGAGCAAUGAGAAUUAAAAUUGAGUGAUAUAAAGAAAAGCGGCCUCAAAAAGACUUUGAAAUGUUUUUAUAGGCAGAGAAAAGGAGCAAGGGCUGAAUGCGAAUGUCCGUGUGAGAGGAAGAAGUAAUAUUGUUGAUACCAAACAAGGUAAUCUUCUCCAGAGUAUUCAAGAACAAAGAGAGGAGGAACAUCGUAAGAAAGAGCUGCAGCAAGCUAAGAAACGGAUCAAAACUCUGAACAAGCUCGAAGAUUUCAGACAAAAGAAAUUAGAGGAAGAAAUCUUCAAAUUGGAACAAGAACGCAGACUUAAGGAUAAGCAAAUCAGAAAGCAGAAGAGAAAGGAUGCCAAAAGACAUCAGUAUUUUGCCAGACAGAAAGCUAAGAUUGGUCAGUACCAGUUUGACAAAGCGGAGAAAUUUAUUGAGCAGAAAGAAAAGGAAGAGAAGAAGAGAAAGAUGGAGCAGAUGAAGUUCCUCAAGCGAAAAGAUGAUCUCAUAAAGCUAAAAGCUGAGAAUGGAAAGAACAAGGAGAAAGAAGCAGAACUAAAGGACCUAAUGAAAGAUGACCUCUUUGAAGAUACCUUUUUAGAUUAGA
Molecule: messenger RNA, 2722 nt
Organism: Moneuplotes crassus
Lineage: Eukaryota; Ciliophora; Spirotrichea; Euplotida; Euplotidae
Source: the annotation of a GenBank genome assembly